This is a messenger RNA of Phoenix dactylifera (date palm), 2669 nucleotides long. The record is from RefSeq and is a predicted model, not a curated record. NCBI's taxonomy places the organism in Eukaryota, Viridiplantae, Streptophyta, Magnoliopsida, Arecales, Arecaceae.
ACGGAAUCGGGCUGACGACCCCGCGGGGGUCGGGCACCAACGGCUACAUCCAGACCAACAAGUUCUUCGUCAAGCCGAAGGCCGUCCCCGCCAGGGCUGACGCCUCCUAUGACGGCGCCGGCGCUCUCCCGGAGGGCGCCGUCCGGAAGCCCAACAAGGACAUCCUCGAGCACGACCGCAAGCGCCAGAUCCAGCUCCGCCUCCUCGUCCUCCAGGAAACCCUAGCCGAUCAGGGCUACACGGAGGACGAGAUCGCCGAGAAGCUCCAGGAAACGCAGAAGAACCUGGAGGCUGAAGCGGCCGCCGCCGCCGCUGAUGUACGUAGCGGUGCUCCUCCUCUCCCCGGCAAGAGGUAUCUUGUAGGAGUUCUCAUUCACAUGUAAUACAAAAGUGGGAAACCCAAAUUCUGCCCUUCAUAAAACAAAUGCUUUGCACCAGUUUCUCAGUUCAGUUUCCCAAGAAACCCUUCUCAAUGUGGAAAUCAUCCCAGCAUCUAUGCACAUAAUGGUACCUUACUGAUAGGUUAGGGACCAGUACAUUACAUGGAAAUACAAGGAUGGUUCCGAUAGUGAUAGCAGUAGAAGUAUUGAAUUGGAAAAGAGGAAACAUGGAAAAAGUGUGCGCAGACAUGAUUCUGAUGUCCGGAGCAAGAAGCGGCUUGGAAAAAGUGCACGCAGACAUGAUUCUGAUGUCCCAAGCAGUCAGAAGGACAAAAAAAGGGGUUUCAAAAUGCAAGGAAAGAAGAAUGAAAAUCAGCAAACUGAUGAUUCCGAUUCUGUUAGUGACUCAUCAUCAGAUUCUGACAGUGAAUCUGAGGAGGAAAAUGCCAGAAGAGAACCAGAGAAAUAUGUCAAGAAAAAUAGGAGGCAUGAUACUGAUUCAGAUUCAGACAGAAAUGCUCAGGACAAGCAAAAACUAGUGGGGAGGCAAUGGACAAAAAAUAAGAGACAUGACUCUGAUUCAGAUUCAGACAGAAAUGCUCAGGACAAGAAAAAACAUGUGGGGAGGCAAUGGACAAAAAAUAAGAGACACGACUCUGAUGAUUCGGAACCAGAAACUGAUGAUGAUGAGAAAAGCAGAAAGCAAGCAGACAAACAUCGCAGACCCAUUGGAAGGUACAAGAGCAGCGACUCUGAAUCUGACGAUCGAAAGAAAAAUGCCAUCAAUUAUAGGAAACAUGGAAAAAGCAGAAGAAGGCAUGAUUCUGAAGAUUCAGAAUAUGAUACUGAUGAUGAAAAGAAAAGGAGAACAAAGGGGACGGGGAAACAUGGUGAAUCCAGCAAAAGACGCAAGACCAAUGACUCAGACACUGACAGUGAAAAGAAAAUUGCCAUCAAUCUCAAGAAACAUGAGAACAACAGAAGGAGACAUGAUUCUGAGGAUCCAGAUUAUGAUACUGAAGAUGAAAAGAACCUAAAAAAAGGGAUGGAGAGUAGCAAACUAAGCAGAUGGCAUAUGAAUUAUGAUUUUGACUCUGACAGUGAAAAGAAAAAUAAGAGCAGAAAACAUAGUGCUUCUCAUGAAUCUCAUCAUGUUAGAUCAAGGAAGGUUGCUGAAGGGAAAACACGUGGUAACAGGAGAAUGGGGAGAAGGCAUGAUACUGAUGAUGAGAGCUCCUAUACUGAUAGUGGUAAUGAAACUGCUGACAAUCAAGUUGUGAAAUACAGUAAAUCUAAACAGAAGCAAGAUUCAGUGACUGAUGACAGUGGAAGCCAGAGCUCUUACCAUAGCAGUGACACAAAUUCUGAUAAUAGCAAUAGGCCCGUGAAGCAGGAUAGGAGAAAAACAGGCAGGCGGGAUAAUAACAGAAAUGCUGGAAGUGAGCGUCAAAAUGGUAAUGACAGUAUUAAGAGAGAAUACUCAGAUAUUCCAAAGAAGGCUGAAAGAACUAACCAGUUUGAAUCAAGGCAAGAUAGGAAGGACAUUGAUGACCAUGGAAGCCAGGAAGCAAAGAAAAGGAGAGAGGCUGUACAUGGUCGCCCAUCUGCUGGUGUACGGGAAUCGAAAUCUACUAGUGUUGGUUUAGUAGAAGGGGAGAGAAGGAGAGAGAGUGAGAGCAGAGGUCAUAAGAACUACCAUGGAAGCCGAGAAGAACGGAAGAGGGAGGACAACUCCAUAUUGCAAAAAGUUGGUGAUAAACGGGCAUUAGAAGAACAUGUAAAUGAAGAUAAGUAUGGUAGCAGAAGGUACAGUAAAGAUGAGCAGAGCUAUGAUGGUGCUAAGAGGAGAAGAUAUGAAGAUUCUCGGCAGCACCGAAGGCAUGAUAGGUAUGACCAUCGUUCCACUGAAGAUGCGGGCCGGCGCAGGCACUGAUGCGCCUGUUCUUGUACCUGAAAUGGUGAGGCAUGGCUUGUGGUAGAGAAUGAGCUUUGAAGCGUAAAAUUCUGAUGGCGUCUUUGGUUAUGUACUUGAUGUUGUAGUGGCUGCAAACCUGUUCCUGGCAGCACAAAAAUAAUUAAAACUUGAUUAGGGUGUUCCAUAAUAUGCUUGCACUUGCAACCAUGUAAUGGGGUCUAACUUGAUUAUGGUGUUCCAUAAUAUGCUCGCACUUGCAAUCAGGUAAUGUUCUAGGUUUCCUUCAAUGAGUAUUUUAUCCGAAUUACCAUUAAGAUUCACUAUAUGCCUGUGGCAGAACUGGUUCAGGAAUACCAUGUUUGUUAAAAGCAGCA